Messenger RNA from Eurytemora carolleeae, 1473 nucleotides. RefSeq lists its product as uncharacterized. The transcript is spliced from 3 exons. The record is from RefSeq and is a predicted model, not a curated record. Gene Ontology annotation, molecular function: nucleic acid binding. NCBI's taxonomy places the organism in Eukaryota, Metazoa, Arthropoda, Copepoda, Calanoida, Temoridae. The coding region runs from base 39 to 896 and encodes 285 amino acids.
UACUCAAAAUUUGAAAGCAUGGUUUCUUCACUUGCAGCAUGGCAGCUAGACAAACAAGAUUUCUUAUCCGAGAAAAAGUUUUUAUUGUGAAUCUGUUUAAAACUUUAACUAAUUUUCCGAAUAGAGUUGAAAGAGUGAGGAUAAAUUUUGCCAGGGAAUUCCCUGGUCAAAAAGUUCCCAGUGAAAGAACAAUAUAUCGGCUUGUGGAUAAAUUUGAAACUAAAUAUACAGUUGAAAACCUUCACAAGGGUAACAGUGGACCUAGGAGGACAGCAAGGACGGAUGUGGUGGUGAGGCAGGUGGAGAAUGUGGUGACCAGGGACUGUAGGGUUGAGUAUGAUAGACCACCAAACACCAGUAGGAGAAACGAACUCAACCUCUCCAAGUCGACCUGGAACAGAAUUUUAAGAAAUGACCUGAAUUUUACUUGUUACAGGUUGAUUAGGGCACAACACCUUAACCUACAACUUGGAGACAUGGAGAAAAGGUUCCGGAUGUGUGAACAUCUUAAAGAUUUACCGGACGAUGAGUUGGUAAAAACUGCUUUUACUGACGAGGCCAGUUUUUGUUUAGAUGGAUCUGUAAACAUAAGAAACUGCACGCGGUACAUUAAAUCAAGAAGGAACGGUGGAGCAGGGUGGCGAGGUCUUGUUAAAAACUUCCUGCAUGAAACCCAGAAGUUUCCCGAAAAAGUUAUGGUCUGGAUCGGAUCCUGCUGCGGUCAGCUGUUUGGGUUGAAGUUUGUGGAAGGAAUCCUCAAUUCUGUAGGGUACCAAGACCAUAUUAGGAAUGUCUGUAUCCCACAGCUGAAAGGGUUGAAUAAUGGCACUCUUGAUGGCAUCACCUUCCAACAAGAUGGAGCCAAUAUUCAUCGGCAGCCAGCAUUCCUUGAUUAGCUUGACCAGACCUUUCAGGGUCGAGUUUUAGCCCUAGGGGCUGAGCGGCUUGGCCGGUCAGGUCAUUCCUGGGCACCGCGUUCGCCUGAUUUGUCGGUUCCUGAUUUUGCAAUCUGGCCUCUGAUGAAAAGGCAGGUUUACCAGCAUCCUCGACCCACCAACAUCGACGAGCUGAAAGCCAAGAUUACAAGAGUCGUUUAUGAUCUCAAUUCCCAGCCUGAACUUAUCCAGAAGUGUCACAUUGGUGUGAAAAGCCGUGCUCGUCUCUGCUUCCAUAAUCAUGGCGGACAUUUUGAAUUCAUGAAAUAAAUAUUUCUCUAAAUCGUCUCAAUUAUUUUCUAAAAAAAACAUUAAUUUUUUCGAUAGUUUAAAUACAGCUCUACAUUAUAUAACCUAAUUAGAUACAUUGCAAGUAUACAUAUUUUGCAAUAGUUACAGAAACAAUUACUUUGUAAACAAGAGAUAUUUUUCUUAAAGUUUAACCAAAGCAAAAUUGUAAUCCAUUUGGAACUUAUUCUCAUGUAAUGUAAUGGCCUAUUGAUUGACAUGGCAACGUAUAAAACUAUUUUUUAGUUGU